Molecule: messenger RNA, 2004 nt
Organism: Eremothecium sinecaudum
Lineage: Eukaryota; Fungi; Ascomycota; Saccharomycetes; Saccharomycetales; Saccharomycetaceae
Gene: NPR2
Product: nitrogen permease regulating protein NPR2
Exons: 1
Coding region: 1-2004 (667 amino acids)
Biological process (GO): negative regulation of TORC1 signaling; positive regulation of autophagy
Cellular component (GO): GATOR1 complex; vacuolar membrane
Molecular function (GO): GTPase activator activity
Source: RefSeq, a predicted model, not a curated record
AUGUCAAAGAACCUUGACGGGUUCGUACCUAUACAUUCAAUAUUCUAUGCAAUAUUCCAUCCAACAGAAGGAACUAAAAUAAGGUUUCAAUUUCCUCCCGAUAGCUUGAAAAAUAGUGGAAUUAGCUUUGAUACUAUUAAGAAUUAUAUCAUCCCUAAGCCGCAAUUAUGCAAUAAGUUGUUGACUUUUAAAUACAAGUCUUAUCGGCUUGUGUGCUUUCCAGUUAAUGUAAACGCUCCAUACUAUGCUCGGAAUUCGUUCAGUUUUGAUUUCGUGUUCGUAUUUCCUUACGAUUCGCCUACAUCACCAUAUGAACCCGCAAUAAUAAGAUUGGGAAAAAUGUUUCGAAUACUAGAGGAACAGUCACAAUUCUUAUCCAAGAUUGAAAGAGAUCCUGUAUACUACCAAUUAAAGACCCAAGAUACUAACCAACUUGAUCAUAGUGGAGAAGAUUCUGACUCGAAAAACGGAUCUCAUGCUAGCACUAAAAAAACGGUGCAUAACCAUGCUCAUAUGAGGUACCAUGAAAUUAUGAGGCAUAUAAAGAAUGAAGGAAAACAAUUCUAUAUUGAAGAUCUGAUUACAAAGCUUUACGAGGAUUUAAACAAUUACUCGGAGUGUUUGAUACCUAUGGAUUCUGGUAAUGCCAUCGAUAUCAAACUUUUUCCAUUACUACCUCCUCCAAAUUCAAGUCUUUCCCUUGAAGACGUACCGCUUUCUAAAGUUAAUCUAUUAAGCUUAGUGGAUGUUAAUUGGGAUCCUACGAUGGUAAAAAUUGUGCCAUACAUAAACGGAAUAAACAGCAUAGCUAAAAUUGCUAAAUGCAGUAAUAGCGACAUUGAGUUGGUCCUAGAAUGUGUGAAGCAUUUACUAUACUAUGAUUGUGUAGUAUUGGUGGAUAUUUUCCAAUUUAGCAACAUUUACGCACCUACAAGUCAGCUUCGUGAAUUUUUGACUGACCCAUCAAUCUCAAAAGAAUGCCAAAUAUAUGUUUUAGCCAGUGAUGAUUCUGGUGUUUACAAUUUUCCAUUUGAAGGCAGGUCAUCCCCAAAUUCCAGGGAUAACAUGGAACCCUCCAGUACAAUAUAUAAUACUCACAAGCCGGAUGCAGUCCCAAGGGCGGACUCUUUCACAUCCCAUCAAGAUGGUGUCCAAAAAAAUUCAAUGAAUAACUCUUUUUAUUUAACGCCAUCAUAUACCCAUUCUAGUCGAAAUUCAGAAUUCAACCAGAUCGGUAAUCAAGGGUAUUCUAAGAGAACAUUACCAACCAAGAGUUGCCUAUUUGAUUUAUAUCGAUCAUUAUCCCAAGCCCAAACAGUUUCAGUAUGGUAUAAAUUAAACUAUGAUGCUAUUAGAGAAAAUCAAAUUGAUGUUCGCAGGUUCAUUACAUUUGGUAUUAUAAAAAAGCUAAUUUAUAGGUGUUACUCUUAUCCCGUUGUUAAAACUAUCGGAACUUUAGACAUGCUUAAACGAUUUGAUUAUGCCGAUGUUUUCAACACAUUUAUCGAUCCCAAAAAAGAUAACAGCAACAAUGUUUUUUCAACAUCAGACAUUAAGGUUGAUUUUGAUCAACCAUUGCCAUACAAAAACAAAUCUCCUUACGUCAGUAGUUCACAAUUUGCAAAUGAAAGCUUUCGCGAAAAUUACCAAAAGCCAUUGAGGGAUGGGUUACCCACAUCCUUUGAAGGUGGUAGAAAAUACUCUAUGAAUGAAGGUGAUAAUUUCAAGCAUAGCCGAAAGCAGAGCUCAAGCACCAAUAGUACGGCAACUGUUGUUUUUGACAUAGGCGAGAAACGUGGAAAUAAAGAACAUGAUCGCCGGGAUAGAUCCCACCAAGAUGUUAUCAGUAUUCUGAGAAAGAAAAGGCAGCAAGAAUUCUUACUACUACAAUCUGUACAUAACGUAGACAAUUCUGACAAGAUAGCCAUGCGCUUACAGAUGACUAAACACGAGGUUGAGCUAUUACUACGGGGGAUUGGCGAAUAUCAUAUCAUUAAUAGUUAA